ACAACCUCAUCGGCCAUGGAGCCCAACUCUAGCACUUCAGAGGCUCGGCCCUCCAAGGCUUAUUCCUGCGUCCGAUGCUUCGAGCGCAAAGUUAAGUGCGACAAGCAGCAUCCGUGCAGCGGCUGUGUCCGCUCCAAAGUCGAAUGCGUCUUCCGUGUUCCCCCUGCUCCUCGCCGUCGCAAACGCAAGGCCCGAGAAGACGAUGUGCUCGCUCGCUUAAAGCACUACGAGGAGUUGCUUCGUGAUCAAGGCAUCGAUCCAACUACCCCGUCCACCACCCCUAGCAAAGUCGACACGACGUCCCCUCCCCUUGACGAUGCCGAUAAUUCCAUCACGUCGAUAUCAAAACCUGCAGAGCCCUCGUGGACGCCAGGCUCUCUUCACGGGAGACUGAUUAUCGAUCACGGAAGGUCUCGCUUCAUUCAAAAUAAACUAUGGACUACCGUCAGCGAAGAGCUCCAUCACAGCAAGGAUGUCAUCCAAGAUACUGACAGCGAGGACGAGCUGGGUACUCUUGCCGAUGACAGCACUGACUUCGUCCUUGGCGUGACGCCGUACCCGACUCUAACAUCGAGCCUGCACCCGAGUCCCGAACAUGUGCUCAAGCUAUGGCAGAUCUUCCUCACCAACGUCAACCCAUUGAUGAAGAUUGUCCACCAGCCUACCCUGCAGCGCACUAUUGAAGACGCCAUUCAGGACACCGACCAUAUACCCCGUGGACUCGAAGCCUUGAUGUUUGCUAUCUAUGGGGCCGCCGUCCUGUCCAUGCGUGAUGGUGAGUGUCAGGCAAUUUUUGGCGAGUCUCGUACAAUUCUACAAUCCAGAUACCGCCUAGGCAUACGCCGGGCCUUGACAAAGGCACGAUUCAUGGCGACUUCCGACAUCGUUGUCCUGCAAGCACUGGUCAUCUAUCUUCUCACUACACGUCAGGUUCUGGACGCUCGCACCUUAUGGACUCUCUCAGGCGUUGCAAGUCGUAUAGCUCAAGGCAUGGGCGUGCAUCGAGACGGCACCGUCCUUGGCCUUCCUCCGUUCGAAACAGAAAUGCGCCGCCGGCUUUGGUGGCAAAUUAACCUGCUCGACUUUAGAGCUGCUGAGCUGAGCGGUUUUGGCGGCUUGACGGAAGUCAACUGGUGGAACACCAAGACGCCGUCAAAUGUCAAUGACGUGGAUAUUUGGCCAGGCAUGAAAGAACAGCCUGUCGACCAAACUCGCCCCACCGAGAUGGUCGUCUGCUUGCUUCACUAUGCAGUCGGCGCCUUCUGGAGGCGAAAGCUUCUGCAGGCAGGCACUCCCGAAGAAGACCUCAACCGGGCCAUGCAUCGCUGGGUGGCAACGAAGACGUUGGCGGAAAAGGACGCGUUUGUUGAUGAAUUUCAGGCUAAUCUGGAAGAGAAGGUGCUAAGAUAUUGUGACCCUUCGAUGCCGCUCGAGAUGAUGGCUUUGAUCAUUGGCCGUACCAUGUGCAAGAGCAUAAGAUUCAUGGCGCACCACCCUCGGCGCUACGCAAAUGAGAAAGAUAUCCCUGACAGCGAACGCCAAUUUCUGUGGACGACAAGCAUGGCUCUGAUGGAAGCCGACAACCUGGCGCAUUCUCAUCGGUCGCUGCAGAGGUUCAGUUGGCACAUCGACGCCGGGUUUCAAUGGCAUUCCUUCAUAUUUGCGCUAGGGGAGCUCAUAGCCAGGCCAACCGGCGAAAGCAAGGACGAGGCGUGGAUACAGAUUGAGGACGUUUUCAAGAACCAUCCUACAUUCAUAUCGGACCAAAAGAAGCCGCUGCAUAUCGCAAUCGGCAAUUUAUGCUUAAAGGCAUGGCGAGCCCGCGAAAAGGCACAAGCAGAAAAUCCCCAGGGUUUGCAAUGGCUCGACAAACCGCAAUUCAUCCUACAGCUUCGCAAACAGCGAGAGGCUCAAGAGGCGAAGGCAGAUGCCAGUCGAGCCGCAGCAUCGCACCUGAAUUCCACGCUUCCAGCUGAAGACACAAAUCUGGCAAUAGAGUCGCUGCCACGGGAUACUUCAACCGCAGAGACCAUGCCUAGUGUCCAGCAAUUUGAACAGCCAGUCAAUACAUUGGACCCUACAUUUUCCCCACACGACUUUUCUGUCAUGGACAAUAUGGCAAUGGACUGGCAAAGAUGGGAUACACUGCUUAAUGAUUUUGAACUACUUACGCAGCCGGCCACCAUGAAUCCGGGCCAUUUACAGCACCUCGGACAGUACGGUCAGCAAGGUUAUUCGUGGCCGUUGUCGCAAAUGUAUGACAACCCAUGAAACGGAAGAUAUCUCGAGCGGGAUGUGACAAAUGACCCCUGCCGGCGCGUCAACUAUCUUGCUCUUGCCAUCAAUGCCCGAAUCUUCCGCAUUUGAGACAGUGGCCUUCAGACCCGAGGCCCCUUUCAUUCUCAUUGCCAGCAUGAGUCCAAUACCAUCUUACCACCUUGGAUGAGGCCCAGUAUAACGUCUCUAUUGCUCAAACCCGAUGCGUGGAGGCCCCCAUCUGGGAUGAUGCGAAUGUGAGGUAGACUGACGGGCGGCUACCUGGGUAUCAUGUUGGCAGGAGCUGCGGACAGAAGAUUGAUUCAAAUGGCGUCCUUCAGUGCAAAAUCAUUGACUACCCAACGAGCCAACCUGCAAUCGGCUCUGGCUUUCACAUCCGCCAGUGGAACGCCUAGCAGACAAACACCGCCCCCAGCUGCCGAGCCAGGUCAAUCGAACUCGUCUGAAUAGCACACCCCUGCCAGAAAAAGCAGCCCACAUGCACUUGGUCAUGUUCUACUCCGUUGUGAGUCGCUCGGGCGACAGUUGCCCGGUUGGCUCGCUUGGAGCUUCACCCCAGAGCAGUUCUCUCGAGCUUUACGCGACGACAGGGCCACUAGCCUCCAGACUUCUCCUGAUUGAUGCGUAGCGGCACCAUAUCGAGGCGGGCAUUUACGUGGACGCUAGGAUUUCUGCGUCGGCCGGAUGCAAACGUGGCUGGAAGCCUCGAUAUGUCAAUGUCCUCGAGCUGGGGUUGCGGAUCUGGUCAACCGGCGCGAAGCUCAAGGGAGUGGGCCUGAGAAAUGAGAUGCAAGAUUGCCGACUCUGAUCACAGUUGCCACCACAUCGAUAGGCUAGCUCUAGCACUGUCUGAUUGAUUCAGAUUAUGCCUGGGACUCCUCGAGUCGAGCCUACGCCGCAGUUCUACUCCUUGGCCACCUCUGUCACCUCGCCCAGGAUCUCCAUCUUUUUGUCCUUUCCCAAGGCCAAGGCGUCCACAAUUCCCUCCCUAUCUUCUGGCGCCACACCCAUGAUAGCCCUCAACUUAGGCGCCUCACUGUGGACCUCUCCGUCGAGAUUCUCAUCAAUCUCCUCCAAUGUGCGCCCGCUAGUCUCAACCCAGAACACCAAGACGACCACCAGCUCAAGAACGUCCCACGCACCGUUGAUCAUGUACGUCUUCCAGCCAAUGGCUUCAAGCGCAAAGGGGAAAGAGAAGGUCACCAUCAACCCCACACCGUUUACGAGGAAGGUAUAAAUACCCAUGCCAAGCGAACGGAGACCAUAGUUGAGGACUUCCGGCGGGUACAGGACAGUGAGAGGCGUCCAGCCGAAGCUGUAUGCUCCCUGGAAGAGGAAGAUUGUAGCGACUGUCCCGUAGAUCCCGGAGUUGUUUGUCGAGUCGCCGUAGACUUUGGUCAACCCGCCCACGAGGAAGAUGAAGAUGGUCAACAGUCCCGUGGAAAUGGCGGCUAGAGACCUACGGCCUAAUUUGUCGGCCAUGGCGGUGCCCACAAGUGAAACGACCAGACACCAUGCGUUGAGGAUGAUGUUGAUCUCCAGCUGUGUGGUCGAGUUCGUGACUCCCGCCUGGGUGAGCAUGGUCCCGAAAUAGUAUGAAAUGAUGUUGUUCCCGGAGAGCAUGGAGAAGACGGCGACGGUGCAGACCAAGAAUAUACGCUUGCGCGUGGACGCGCUGUUGGCGAAUUGCUUGACGAACGACGGUCUCUCGAACGACUUCUCGAACGCCAGCGUAUCGGUGAUCUGGCGGAAUUGAACAGCUACAGCCGGGUCAUCGAUGUUCCCGUUGGAAUGAGUCUGUGCCAGUGCCAGGAGAGCUUCUUGGCUGCGUCCCUGAUCUUGAAGCCAUCGAGGAGACUCUGGUGUGAAUGGGAUAAGGACUAUGCAGAGAAUGCUGAACAGGCCUUGCAGAGCUGACGGCAAACGCCAGGCCCAGGUGGAAUCCAUCUUUGCGGUGCCAUAGGUGACGCCAGCAGCGAUCAAACCGCCUAUUUGCUUGUCAAUUUUCCAUCACUCCAGAACCUGCGAGAGGAGAGGACGAGCAAUGACUUACCGACAUACCAAAAGUCAUACAGAAGGGCCAGCGAAACAGCGCGGAGCUUCACAGGCACUGUCUCCGACAAGUACACGGGCGCGGCGAUGGAUGAGGCGCCGGUGCCGAAGCCAAUGAUGAUCCUCGCGAUCACAAACAUGGCGAUAUUCUGAGCGGCGGUCUGGAGGAUGACACCGAUGAUGGUAGAGACGGCACCAAAGAACAGAGCCCAUUUGCGACCAAUCCAGUCGGGGACUUUGGCAUACGCGAUACCUGCUAUGGCGCUGCCCAUCCACACUGAGGCCGUGUUGAGCGCCAGAGUGGCCGUGGUGAGGGUAAAGUAGUCCGUGUACGAGGGGAGGAUGUUGAGUCCGUUCAUCAUGGAACCAUCAAAGCCUAGAGUCUGCAUGCCCGCCUGUGUCAGCCUAUGAUCGAUGCCAUGAUGGUCGACUGCACCAGAACCAAGCCAAAGGUAUGUACUUACAGUGGAUGUCACACAUGACGUGAGGACCAAGAUGGUGCAGGCAAGCCACGACUGGCGAGGCACCACUGCCGGCAGCUCCCAAGGCAUCGGCGACAUUGUGGCUUCGAUACAAAGUCUUUCUUUGCGCAAAUGGUUGCUGGCUUGAGGAAAAUAUGCAAGAGACCGACUUCGAUGUUCUUGUCAAGUCUGUUGCUGAUCGAGGACCCGCUCUAUUAUAUAUACCUGCUUGAGAGUCUCGUCUGGGCCAGAGACGACACACGGCUUGCAUGCUUGAGCCAGCCAGGCCAGGUGUAUUACCACCCGUUAUCGCAGAAGCUUUUCAGUAGUAGAUAUGGAGGUGUCCGCCAGUGUGGGACGGAUAACGCGGCGAAUCUCCUCCAAACAACAAGCUCCGGGACACUGGUUCUAGCCCUACCGUCCCGUCCAUUUGGGUUCGCGUUAUCUGGAGAAGGGGACCAGGGCCUGAU
Molecule: messenger RNA, 5260 nt
Organism: Cladophialophora immunda
Lineage: Eukaryota; Fungi; Ascomycota; Eurotiomycetes; Chaetothyriales; Herpotrichiellaceae
Exons: 6
Coding region: 16-2271 (751 amino acids)
Biological process (GO): regulation of DNA-templated transcription; DNA-templated transcription
Molecular function (GO): zinc ion binding; DNA-binding transcription factor activity, RNA polymerase II-specific; DNA binding
Source: RefSeq, a predicted model, not a curated record